AAUUAUUGCCCAUUUAAUUUGCUUCUAUUAAGAGCCCACCCACGUGGCACAAUUAACUCGGCAGUAAAAGCUUAAAAGCUAAUAAGCUACAAGGCAAAUGGUGUUCCCACUGCUCAGAUCACUUCUAUCAAGACCUUUCUCUUCGUCUGUUCAAUCCGCAGGCUACCUGAGACGGCUACACAGCCUACAGUGCGGAGGCAGGACCCAUCUAUCACACUCGAACUCGAGGUCAUUUCUCUGUAUAAAUGGAUCUCAAUCAAUGUCCGUCUGGUACAAGAAGCUACUGACGGUUAGUAGUGGAGGUGUGAGGGUUUGGAGCAGCUCGUCCAGUGGUGAUGAGGGGGAGGGGCACGACGGAGAAGAGGAGGAAGAGGGCGGGGUACUCGGGAUAGAGCUCCUCCCAGCCAGCAAGAUGCACGCCAUUGCACCAGUUUCACUACCUGAUAACUUUCCGGAAGUGCCUAUUCUGGCCAUCGCAAGAAAUCCAAUAUUCCCAAGAUUUGUCAAGAUACUUGAGAUUAGUGACAAGGAUUUGAUGAAGAUUGUUCGUCAAAAGGUCAAGUUAAAUAUGCCCUAUGCCGGAGCCUUUCUCAAGAAAGAUGACAGCAACGAGAAUGAUAUCAUUACAAGCCUGGACGAGAUCUAUGAUGUGGGUACGUUUGUUCAGAUCACCGAGCUUCAUGAGGUGGGGGACAAGAUGAGAAUGAUAAUACAGGGACAUCGAAGGAUAAAAGUAACGGGUCCAGUGGAGGUACAAGUGGAACAAAGCCAAGAAAAAGAAAAAAAAAAGAAACAGCGUAAACCAAGGAAAAGCAUCCUUGAGAAACUCAUUUCCCCGGAUGCAGUAGAUCAACAAGAAGAGAAAAAAAAGAAAGGAAAGAAUGCUCCUAAACCUGAUGGAGGGGAUGAUGAGAAGGCAGCGUCCGAUGGGGAACCUAAAAUACUCAUGGUCCGAACUGAAAAUCUCACAAACAAUUCUUUCGAGCAGACACAAGAAACAAAGGCUGUGUCUGCUGAAGUGAUCAAGACCAUCAGAGAUAUCAUUGCCCUCAAUCCUUUAUACAGGGAGUCUUUAGCGCAGUUGGUGGAGGCAGGAAAGAAGGUGGUGGAUGUUCCCACACACUUGGCUGAUUUCGGGGCUGCUCUGACGAGUGCUGACUCGGAUCAAAUGCAGUCUGUCCUCGCCUGCAUGGACGUACCCGAGCGUCUGAUGCUCACCCUGGAGCUGCUUAAGAAAGAGUUUGCCGUAGCCACCCUUCAACAGAAGCUUGGUAAAGAGGUCGAAGAGAAGGUCAAUAAGAUGCAACGCAGAUUCUUCCUGCAAGAGCAGCUCAAGAUAAUCAAGAGAGAGCUUGGACUCGAGAAAGAUGACAAGGACGCCAUUUCUGAGAAGUUUCGUGAGCGUGUAAAGGAUCUCAUAUUGCCUGAGGGGGUGCAGGAAGUGUUUGAGGAGGAGCUGAGCAAACUCUCGUAUCUCGACAACCACUCCGCUGAGUUUAGUGUAACACGUAACUAUCUUGACUGGCUAACAAACAUGCCCUGGGGGAAGUACAGCAAGGAGAACUCUGACCUCCAGCAAGCAAGGGAAGUGCUGGAUGAAGAUCACUACGGACUACAGGACAUCAAAGACAGGAUACUGGAGUUCAUUGCUGUGAACCAACUCAACAACUCUGCUCAAGGGAAGAUCCUCUGCUUCACUGGACCCCCUGGAGUGGGCAAGACCAGCGUGGCUCGCUCCAUAGCACGAGCUCUCAACAGAAAGUAUUUCCGGUUCAGUGUGGGGGGUAUGACCGACGUUGCCGAGAUCAAAGGUCACAGACGCACGUACAUUGGUGCUAUGCCCGGCAAAGUCGUCCAGUGCAUGAAGAAAGUGCAGACAGAGAACCCGCUCAUCCUGAUUGACGAGGUGGACAAGAUUGGCCGGGGGGUGACUGGGGACCCGUCCUCUGCCCUCCUUGAGUUACUCGACCCGGAACAGAAUGCCAACUUCCUAGAUCACUAUCUCGAUGUACCCGUUGACUUGUCUAAGGUGUUGUUCAUAUGCACUGCCAAUGUCGUGGACACAAUUCCAGGCCCUCUAUAUGACAGAAUGGAAACUAUUCAAGUAUCUGGCUACGUUGCCGAGGAGAAGCUCGCUAUAGCUGAGAGAUAUCUGAUCCCCCAGGCAAGAGUGGGUGCGGGGAUUAAUGAAGAUCAGCUGACUGUAUCAGGCGAUUCGGUUGGCUCACUCAUCAAGUGGUACUGCCGGGAAAGUGGCGUUAGAAACCUGCAGAAGCAAAUUGAAAAGAUAUUCCGCAAGGCUGCUCUGAAACUAGUCGAACCCAAAGACCCUAGUAUCACUUCUAUCGCUGUCUCUACAGACAAUCUUAAAGACUUUGUUGGGAAUCCAAUCUUCACCUCUGACCGUAUGUACGAGACCACACCCCCUGGAGUCGUCAUGGGACUUGCAUGGACUGCCAUGGGUGGCUCCACCCUCUAUAUCGAGACUGCCCUGACUACACCGCCACGCACAGCUGCACAGAGUGAUGGGAGGGAGGGCAGUGAUGGGGGGAGGUUGUUGUCUACCGGGCAACUCGGUGAUGUCAUGAAAGAAUCGACUGAGAUUGCCUACACUUAUGCUAAGUGUUUUCUAGCUGACAAAUUCCCUGAGAAUGAGCUCCUCUCUUCCUCUGCUAUCCAUCUCCAUGUUCCAGAGGGGGCCACACCCAAGGACGGGCCGAGUGCGGGGGUGACAAUUGUCUCCGCCCUCCUCUCCCUCUCACUUGGUAAACCAGUCAGACAGGAUGUGGCUCUAACUGGAGAGGUCUCGCUCACCGGCAAGGUCUUGCCAGUUGGUGGUAUCAAAGAAAAGACUAUCGCUGCGAAACGCUCGGGUGUUCACUGUAUUGUCUUGCCUGAGGCCAACAAGCGAGACUUCAACGACCUGCCAGAUUUUGUGAAGGAGGGAGUGGAAGUACACUUCGUUGAACAUUAUUCGGACGUUUUUGAUAUUCUGUUUUCAAACUAAAGAGAACCAUUUAAUUAGAGUUCAUGUAUAACCAACCUCUUUCUUUGUUUGCGGAAAGUAUAUUGUAUAAUAAUAAUUAUUGGCCAAGGACAUGGAAAAUUA
Molecule: messenger RNA, 3109 nt
Organism: Halichondria panicea
Lineage: Eukaryota; Metazoa; Porifera; Demospongiae; Suberitida; Halichondriidae
Product: lon protease homolog, mitochondrial-like
Exons: 17
Coding region: 98-3007 (969 amino acids)
Biological process (GO): chaperone-mediated protein complex assembly; mitochondrion organization; protein quality control for misfolded or incompletely synthesized proteins
Cellular component (GO): mitochondrial matrix
Molecular function (GO): single-stranded DNA binding; ATP hydrolysis activity; ATP binding
Source: RefSeq, a predicted model, not a curated record